Messenger RNA from Tarenaya hassleriana, 726 nucleotides. Its product is annotated as ferredoxin-thioredoxin reductase catalytic chain, chloroplastic. Gene Ontology annotation, molecular function: oxidoreductase activity, acting on iron-sulfur proteins as donors. The transcript has 5 exons. NCBI's taxonomy places the organism in Eukaryota, Viridiplantae, Streptophyta, Magnoliopsida, Brassicales, Cleomaceae. The coding region runs from base 191 to 505 and encodes 104 amino acids. The record is from RefSeq and is a predicted model, not a curated record.
UUCCCAUUUCUCUUCCAUCGUCUCGCUCUCUUUUCCUCUUUUCUGGGUUUCUACAGCUCUGCUAAUAUUUUUCCGUCUGGGUUGUUCUGAUUUCUUCUUAUUUCGAUUGAAUUUGAAGUUCCUGAGAUCGGUUUUGGCUUGAAUUUGAUGGUUUUUCGCAGCAGAACCGUCGGAGAAAUCUGUGGAGAUCAUGAGGAAGUUCUCCGAGCAAUACGUUCGUCGCUCGGGAACGUACUUCUGUGUUGAUAAAGGAGUCACUGCGGUUGUGAUUAAGGGACUGGCUGAACAUAAAGAUUCAUACGGUGCACCACUUUGUCCCUGCAGGCACUAUGAUGAUAAAGCGGCUGAGGUUGGACAGGGCUUUUGGAACUGUCCAUGUGUUCCGAUGAGAGAAAGGAAGGAAUGCCACUGUCUGCUCUUCUUGACUCCGGACGAUGAUUUUGCUGGCAACGAUCAGGUAGCAAUCUCACUGGAAGAAAUCAAUGAAGCCACAGCUAACUUGUGAGGAACCUACUCUCAUCCCUUCUUCUGUGCUUUUGGCUAAAGAGAUUUAAGAUGAGGAAUGCCCCUAGUGAGAGAGAUACCCUUUGUAUGUAAUAUACAUUGGUAUAUGGAUAUGUGGUUCUUUCUCUUGUUCAAUUUUUUUUCCCAUGUGAAGGAUAGUACUUCUUAGUGUAUCUUCCCAUGGAGUCAGGUGAAUUACAAGAGUUUCUGGUUUAUGUCUCA